CAGACUUCGACCGGUCUCACUCAAUCGGUCAUCGUACGGCCGACCACGACUUGUUUAGGAGCUCACGAUGCCAUUCUAGGAUCAGUACCUGCUACACAUGCCAACAUCAAUGCAGUGUUCGUGAACCAGAACUUCGCUGUUAUACCCGGAGAAUGGAAGAACCACGACAUAGCAUCGGCCUUCUACGACAUCGUGCCAGCGGAGCAAUGUGUCUCUGAAGCCUUGAACAAGAUCAAGACUGCCGAUUUCAUUGCUUUUGAUGGCUCCUUUUUCGAUAUCAUUGGCAUGAAUGCGAAAAUCGAGCGAAUACAGUCCUUCCUGGUAGAUAAGCAACGCGUGCACGAAGCUCAUGUGUAUCUACCUGAGAGCAAUGAGCUCCUCUACCCAGACACGACCGAAGCAGGGUUCAUGUACGCAAUCAACAUCGACAGUCACGAGCUCCGCAGAAUCGAUCUCAACCCGAAGCUGGGGAACAUUAAUGGUGGAACAUACCAUCGAGGAGACGUCUACGUCGCAACAAACGGAGGCCACGCACGAGGCAUCUACAAAGUCAACGUAACCUCCGGCAGAGCUGAAGCAUUAGUCAACAACUACCGAGGACGAGACCUCAACAGUCCCAACGAUCUCAUCUUCGACUCAAGAUCAAACCUAUAUUUCACGGAUCCAUCCUAUGGCUACGACCAAGGCUGGCCACAAGUACAAAGCCCAGAACUCCCUAAUGCAAUCUACCGCUUCGACCCUCGCACAAAAGCGCUAACAGCAUUAUCCAACUCGGCAGUGCUGAUGCCAAAUGGCCUCGCCCUGUCAGCCGACAAGAAGACUCACUACGUAGCAGACAGCAGCUCCUCCUCACUGCAGCCAGCAAGUCAGCGCGCAGUGUUCGCAUUCGACAUUCGGGAAGGUGGUCUACUAGACGCACCACGACUCGUGUACCAGGUUGAGGGCGGGUGGCCGGAUGGAUUGCGCGUGACAGAGAGUGGGCUUCUGAUCGUGGGCGUCUAUGGGGGUGCCGACAUUGUAGAUCCAAAGAUUGGCAAUCUGCUGGGCAAAAUUAAUGCGCCUGAUGAUAUUAUCUUCAACUUGGAGCCGGCACGGGGAAGCGGGGUCCGGUUGUUGACUGGGAAGAAGCAUAUCUAUAAGGUCACGAUGAGUGAGAGUGCUGUGAAGCCGUGGGUCGCUGGUAAACCGCCAUUCAUACAUGCGAUCAUCGAGUCGGUUGCUGGAGUUUUAGGAAUAGGCUCGCAGAGGCAGGAACUUUGA
Fulvia fulva is the source of this 1260-nucleotide messenger RNA. Its product is annotated as Lactonohydrolase oryL. The record is from RefSeq and is a predicted model, not a curated record. The transcript has 3 exons. The annotation marks the transcript as partial. Lineage: Eukaryota; Fungi; Ascomycota; Dothideomycetes; Mycosphaerellales; Mycosphaerellaceae.